UCAAUUCAGGAUAUUUCGCUCAAGGGGCGGUGCGGUUUAUGGUGACAUCAUGUAUAUUUUAUCCAAUACAAAUCUACGUCCGAAAAAGUGUCAAACGAAUAGGCGCACGCGACUAUACUAAUUGUUCAUGUUCUAUCGGAUUUCCUUUCGUAUUAUCCCGAAUAUACUACGGAGCAAUUUCAUGUGCAAGGUUGAUUUUAUCCCAAUCGAGGAGACCUCUAAGAAGCCGUAACGGAUAUAAGUUCGAAAUGAUAUGAUUAUUGAAGCAGUAUGUAUAUUACUGAAGCUUAACCUAUGUUUGUUACAAGCUUAACCUAUGCAUGUUACUGUACUUGUUUCAACGGAAGGAGUUCUUCCGCUUUUCUGAUAUAGCUAUUGUGUGAACUUACUUGAUAUUAUUGUCACUAUACAACAUUGUCAGACCUACCACAUGUUCAGUCAAUAUGUACGGCAUCAUUAUAGAAAAUAUGUGUGAGAGAAUAAAAUCUAACUACGGGGAGGAGGUGUGGUUGAAAAUUCGCGAUCGAGCCCGAAUAUGUGAAUACAUGUUUGUAACUCAUCGGGUCUAUAGUGAAAAAAUAGUUCCACGUUUGGCUCGCGUAGCCUCCGAAGUUAUAGGCUGCACCGAAGAGGAGUUUAUGGACAUGGUAGGGCAUUCUUUCGUUGAAUUUGUUAGCAGGUAUGAGUAUGGACCACUGUUGAGGUGUCUAGGACGAAAUCUCGGAGAUUUUGUCAACGGUUUAGACAAUCUACAUGAAUAUAUGCGAUUUAGCUAUCCUAAAUUAAAACCUCCUAGCUUCUUCUGUACAGAAGAAACUUCGUCUGGACUUACUCUGCACUAUCGGACAAGAAGACAGGGGUACAUGUACUACGUGGUGGGUCAGUUAAAAGAAGUUGGACGUCGAUUCUAUGAUGUAGAUGUGGAUGUUAAAGUUUUAAAAAAGUGCACAAACAAUAAUACUUUCAAUGUAAUUUUUCGACUGACAUUCGACAACAAGGAAUUCUGUGAACCUUUGGAUCAUGCGUUCGAAAAAGGAAUUCGAGCGUCUGUACGAUCUAGUCUACUGUUGGAUCUAUUCCCGUUUCAUAUUGUUUUCAAUUCAAAAAUGAUAAUUGAUUGUACAGGGAAUGUACUUAACAGCGUUCUGCCGAAUCUGGUUGACGAACCAUUGGAUCAUCAUUUUACACUAAUUCGACCGAUAGCAAACUUAACAUGGGAUGCGAUUUCGACGCACACGAACAAUGUCUUCGAACUGUGUUCAAAAGCCUUAGUUGGUAAACCUUUACCGGUGAGAUACAAUGGAGUGGAUCAUUCACAUGAUAGGAUAUUGCCAGAAAAUACAAGUACGAACGUCAGCCGUGCGGAUAACAGCAGUUUCCAUGGGGAUGAUAUGUUUGACUGCACAUCUUCUGACGAUGAUUGCCACGAGAAUGAGACGAGACGGUACCCAAUACGUUUAAAGGGUCAAAUGAUGUUGAUCAGUGAAUGGAAUUCCUUUAUCUUUUUAUGCACACCGAUUAUGAUGGCAAUUUCUGACUUGGAUCGGUUAGGAUUGUACAUCAACGACCUCAGCAUGCACGACUCAAGCAGAGACCUUUUGUUGGCGGGCUCACAACAAUCAGCUGAACUCAAAUUAGCACUAGAUCAGGAGCAAAUAAAAAGCGCAGAGCUUGAGAAUAGCAUGCGCAAACUCGACAUGGAGAUUAAGAAGACCGAUUCGCUUUUGUACCAGAUGAUUCCUAGAACGGUGGCAGACAAGCUGAGAAGAGGAGAACCAGCAACCAGUACGUGCGAGAUAUUCCACGAGGUGACGAUCCUGUUUAGUGAUGUAGUUGGGUUCACGCGUAUCUGUUCCAAAAUCACGCCAAUGGCGGUUGUGGCAAUGCUCAAUGAUAUGUAUACAACAUUUGAUCAUUUAAGUGAAUGCAACAAUGUUUAUAAGGUUGAAACGAUCGGUGACGCGUACAUGGUCGUGUCUGGCGCCCCGAAUCCUACACGUUACCACGCGUUACUCGUGGCUGAGAUGGCCCUGGCGAUGCAGAGCAGCAUGCACAAACUCCACGAUCCGUCUGACGGCGGAAAUAUGAAAAUACGAAUAGGCCUACACACCGGUACCGUUGUGGCUGGCGUUGUUGGUAUGAAGAUGCCACGCUACUGUCUGUUUGGUGACGCAGUCAACACGGCAUCUCGAAUGGAAUCCACUGGUGAGUCGUGCAAAAUACACGUUAGUGAAGUGACACAUAAAUUCCUAGAAGGAUGGCCUUACGUGUGUGAGAAACGAGGAGUGACACACAUAAAGGGUAAAGGCAGCAUGGUUACAUACUGGCUGAAGGGAAGGACAACACGACAUCCACCGAAGGAAGUUGCCGAGCUGUGUCCAUCCUACUGUCUUUUACCAGUUAGUGAACAUCGAAACAGGAGCAACUCCUCCGGAGCUUCUUCUGAUGUAUCGCGUCCCAAUAGCAGAUACGAACAUCGGAGAGAAAGCGAUAGCUCCGUUCAUCUAGGUAUAAUGGGAUAUCAACCUGUGAAAGGCAUAUCUGACGUAGAAAGUGGAUGGACCUGGCGACCGCCGAAUGCUGAAGCAGACCAGAACAGCUCUCUGACAGUCCCCGAGCCGGAACACCACCGCUCUGAAAAUUCAUUACCUACCAGUUUAAGUUGUCCACAAAUUGACACAUCAAUGACAUGUUUAUCAAUUCAAGACGGCGAGCAGGCAUGUCUUGUUAAUUCUGUUGUAGACACCAAGACUUAGGUUGAUGUACGAAGUAGAAUAUUAACCGCAGCAAUAUCUUACAAGAUGAUUGGUGGCAUCACUAUCAGUACCAUGAAAGCUCGAGGAGCAAGAGGAUGGCAUGGGCAUCAGCCUACUCAGAAUAAAGCCUAUAGCCAAAGCGCGAUUCAGGUGUCACCCUUACCCUGUAUCCUCUACUGGAUGUUGAUCGAUCGCCGUAGUAGUCACCAGGGGUGGCGCCAAUAGGGGAAAGGAUCCCGUCGGAAAGAGCUUUCCUUACUUCCCCUCUCUCAACCCGUCGGGGAGAAAAAUAGUCUACAGUUUGUGGAAAUCUUAAAUAAGCCGUUCAAAUCAGCUAAGGCUGCCUUGAAAUAAUAGUGCAAGCAUGAUGUUUGUGAACGACUGUAUCCCUUCAUUUUAUGAAUAUUGGAGAAAUUCGAUACACAGUUUUAUCCGUAGAAUUUCUGAUAGCACGAAUGUUUUAAUUGAAGCAAUUAAUAAUGUGCUUCCUAAAUCCAGCAUGUACCAGAGAUGGUGUAAAUUAAUAUAUUAGCUUGUUGGUGAAAAGUUUCGGAUAUAUUUAUUAUUUUUUGUAUGUUGUGUUAGAUAUAUAGUAUAUGGAUUUGAUAUCUGAAAUAAAGAAUGAAAUGAUACAAAAAAAAAAUCCCUAAAUUUUGGUACUGGGCAGCCAAUGACCACGCCCACUUAAGGCUCUGGUAGGAAACCUGGCGUCAUUCCUGGCAGGCACAGUUAAUGUGCUGUUCAGAUAUAUUGUAGAUGGACGAUCGAUAGUAGCACCCGUUAGCAAGGGCGGAUUUAGGGGGGCGGCCCGGCCCCCCUUUUGGGAAGUAAAAACAGAAAAAAAAAAAAAAAAGGGAAAAAGAAAAAAAUAAUAGCCCAGAAUGUUUCAAAUGCUACGUUCGGGCGUCUAGAACACAAAAAUUUCGCGGGGGCAUGCCCCCGGACCCCCUACGACAGUGUUGUCUCAAUCGGCCCAACUCCCGGCCCCCUUCCGGUCCCCUUUUGGACAUUUCUGGAUCCGCCCCUGGUUAGUAAAGAUAACCAAUGCGCACAAUAUACGUGUGGAAACACGUGACACAAAAAUUGUUAGGGUUGGGCGGUGGUGGAGGAAAUCACGACCUACGACGUAAUUUUAUGUAUUUAUUUACUUUUUAAACUUUUAUAAGAUCAGUAUUUUAUAACAAUUAUUUAUCUUUUCAUUAUUUAACCCAGAUAUAUUGAAUUGUGUGUUGUCUGUGCGCAUAUUUAUUGGAUACAGAGUACAAUACAGAUACCUCUACAUCUAUUUAUUUAUUUGUAUUAUUAUGGUAUAAUGUUAAUAAAUAGGCCUAUCAUUAUCGUCUUCAUCACCGUUCAUCAUCAUGAAAACCACCACCACCGCCGUCAUCAUCGUCACCAUCACCACUACUAUCAUCACCACCACCACCAUUACUAUCACGGUUGUGAAGCUUUUUUUUCAGUAUAAUACAUUGAUGAAUUGUUAAGUGUUGUCUGCCUAUAGUUGGUUUUUAAAUCGUUAAUCGUGAGUAGUAAUUAUUACAAUUUUCGAUGUUAAGUUAAUAGAUUUAUUUAAUAUAACUUCCAUACAGUAUGAUAUCACAAGUUAAUAUUACCUAACUGUAAUACAUUUAUAAAUGAGUUAUUUAAGACCUUUUUUUUUAUCUAUGGGACUUAACAAAACUAUUGAAAUACAGCCGAUGCUA
Messenger RNA from Anneissia japonica, 4459 nucleotides. RefSeq names its product soluble guanylate cyclase 88E-like. Gene Ontology annotation, biological process: cGMP biosynthetic process; nitric oxide-cGMP-mediated signaling; response to oxygen levels. Gene Ontology annotation, molecular function: heme binding; oxygen sensor activity; guanylate cyclase activity. The record is from RefSeq and is a predicted model, not a curated record. Gene Ontology annotation, cellular component: guanylate cyclase complex, soluble. NCBI's taxonomy places the organism in Eukaryota, Metazoa, Echinodermata, Crinoidea, Comatulida, Comatulidae. Bases 444 to 2756 code for a protein of 770 amino acids. The transcript is spliced from 12 exons.